AUGGAUCCAAACGAAGAUCAGUUUUAUGCCUAUUCGACAAACAGGAGAAGUGAUCUCCCACUAGUGCCUGUUGCUCAAACUAAUGCAUCUGAUAGACAUUAUCAACAGCAGCAACUGAUGAAUCGCACCAGUAAUUUUGGCCUAACAUUGCAGCAGAAUUCGCUAGCCAGGGCUUCAUAUAUUGAACCACAACUAAAAUCUCCUUUAGCACCUCCGAUGUUUCGAAAAGACGCAUGGACAACUGAACUUGAGAAUAUGAAUAAAAUAAGCAAUUCAAAUGUUUUGGUUGGAAAUGAGCCAUCAAAAAUAUCAUCAAGUAUGAAUAAUAUUUGCUCAAAGAUGUCGUCGUCGAAGGCUGCAAUUCUCAUGUGUGGCUUGAUGUUGUGUGGUGUACCAUUGGCUGUAAUGACAACUCUCUGGUUAAAAUCAUCAACUGCAGCUGUCGUACUCCCCACUCAGUGCUAUGCCUAUACAAGCGAUACGUCAACCAGCCGUGCGGUUACGUACGUGUGUGGUGGCUGUUAUUGUGAUAGUAGUCUAACGAACGGUGCUAAUUGGUAUAGAUUUCUAAGUACAGCUGGUAUAAUGCUCGUCACAACACAACUUUCAACAACUAGUAUUUGUGGCACUAGUUAUCCAGCAUGGUUUAAUGGUUCUUUUCCUUCCACAGUUGGUUCGACCACAACGGGGAAUAUUUGUAUCUACAAUGGUUCUCCGUGUGGUGUUUCCUAUUCACCAAUUAGUGUUACAAACUGCAGUGGUUAUUAUGUAUUUUAUUUAGUUACAUUGCCAUAUUCAUGCUCCCGAUAUUGUGUGACAAAUUAA
Didymodactylos carnosus is the source of this 825-nucleotide messenger RNA. The record is from the annotation of a GenBank genome assembly. Lineage: Eukaryota; Metazoa; Rotifera; Eurotatoria; Philodinida; Philodinidae.